AUGAUACCUCUUUCCUUGUCUUGGAGUGUUGGUGUGGUGUUGUGUUGGAUUUCUCUGUGGCCUGAACUCCAAUCAGCACUAUCGCCCGAGAACGAGGUGCCCCUUCGCCCCACCACAUGGCUGCCGGAGGGGAAGAUCACCCAUGUCAGGCUGCCCAAAGGAAAGACUGUCAGGCUGUACUUCACCUUAAAGAAGAAGACAUCAGGGAUGUCACUGACCGUUAGCCCGUGUGAUUUACGGAUUGAGUGGAGUUUAACAGCACGGACACUGAAGGAUAAGCCAUUCAAGAGUCUUCAGUGGAUGACAAAAAAGAGCACUCCGGAGGUUUGGUGGCGUGGUCCAGGCAACGAGGAGAAAAUCCACAGCUUCUCUGGAAACUCACUGCACACGUACAGCGGCCCCACUCACUUCCACGCCUCCAUCUACAUCCUGAGACUGCGCUCCAAACUGCACAACUCCAAAGCCACCGUCUUCCUCCACGAAGGCAAAGGACCAUCCGGAGCCUUCCCACUGCUCCCAAACGACACAACUGUUCACACGCUGGGAGUUGGGAUGACCAGUGUCACUUUGAAUUGGUCCCCAAGUCCUUCGUUGACCUCCCAAAAAGGAUAUGAAUACUGCGUUUUGGUCAACUCCCAAAAUAACUACCCCAGUCUGUGUGCCGCGCAGGACAGCAUCCAGAGAAAGUCCGAGGUCGUUCAGAACAGAAAUGAGAAGAAACGGGGAAUGACACCAUGGCCGAUUUUAAAAGAGUGGUGGUGGGAGCAGUGGGACAGCUAUCCAGACUCAAAAGACACGGAUAAAUUAGAAGAUUUCCAGUGUGUGUGUAAAGGAGCAGAGAACGUAUGCACCGUGUCUGAGCUCCUACCUGACACUCAGUAUUACUUUGAUGUAUUUGUGAUGGAUAAGCUGAACAGGACCAGCGUGGCAUACAGAGGCUCAUACGCCCGGACCCACGAAGAAGCACGAGCGGAUAUAACCACGCUGAGAGAAGGGGAGCUCCGGUGGGUCAACUUUCCAGACAGGAGCUUCAACUCGGAGCAGUUCUUCAAUUUCCGUCCACAAGGCUGGCAGCAGAGCGGCCUUCUAACGCUGCAGAGCUGUGGCAGAGAUGAACAGAUCAAGGUCAUAGUGUCCAGUAAAGGAGAAGUGCUGGAGACUCAGAAAAUAGGAGGGGAAUUGGUGCAGAUUUGGCUUCAGGGAAGUCCAUCUUAUUUGAUACACUUGGAGAGAGAAGGGACUCCAUCAAAGAAGAUUCCUCUACCAGCAGGACUGACGGCAUCAGUGAAGAUGCAGACUUCUUCUGCCUAUCACAAAAGAGCUGUCCCAUCACUGCCCUCAACUUUACAGAUUAAGUCUUUCAACAAACUGCGCACAUGUAACAGUGUGACGAUAGCCUGGAUGGGAACAGAGGAGCGGAGUCUCUACUGCGUCUAUCGCAGGAAAUUAGACAGUCAAGAAGAGUCUGGUAAAGCGUUAGCUCUGAAUACCCCAUGUCUGGGCCCAGAAUCCCGCUCUGACACAGAAAGGGUCCUCUGUAAAUAUUUUCAGGAGCUCAAUCCCAGGCGCGCUGUCACUACAGCUGUGAUCAGCGGCCUGGAGCCUGGAAUGGCCUAUGUGUUUGAUGUCUAUCUAAUGAGACGCUGGGGGAUUCCUAUCAAAUACACAAGUAAGAUGGUAAAGACAAGAAGAGACUGCUGA
Messenger RNA from Knipowitschia caucasica, 1701 nucleotides. NCBI's taxonomy places the organism in Eukaryota, Metazoa, Chordata, Actinopteri, Gobiiformes, Gobiidae. The record is from the annotation of a GenBank genome assembly.